GGUGGGUGACACAACUGACACCAGGCCAACACAGGCCCCUGUUGGUUGGUGAAUUAUUAUCACUGUCGCACGUCGUCUUGUAAGUAAUAAAACAUCCUACGAGGGUGUCGUCGUCGUCGUCGUACGUCUAUACGUAUACCUAUCCUACGGAAGUACGCCCUAUGAACAACACCACGGUCGUUAUCCUAUAAUCAAACAAUAACGUACAGGAAAGGGCAUUGGUGCGGUUUUUUUUUUAUUUUAUCAUAAUUAUAUAUGUUUUUAACACCGUAUCAUAUAUAAUCCAAGAAAAUAAAACGGGGGAGCACGACGGCGCCCGUGUGCACGCAAUCAUGACGGUGCCGUUGUCGUUGUCGUAUUCUUCAGUUACGCAGAACAACAACAACAACAACAACGAAAACGAAGAGUGUCCUGCAGCACCAUCAUCAGCAGCUGCUGCUUCACCGGGAGUGUGAGCUAUUUGCUUCUGCUACUCCUCUAUUGUUUACUUUUAGUGAUUGUGCGCGCGCGUGUGUGUGUUUAUAUAAAAAGAUUGUGUGCGUGUACGCGCGUGUACUCAUCCCGCGGAUAUCUUAUCUAUAUUUUGGACGGACAAAUGCAAAAGGAAUUACACCCAAAGGAUACAGAGGGAGUAAAUACAUUACCCAAGAGGAUCGGAAGGAAGUAAGAGCCUGGGCACUCCUUUUGAGAAAUGGAAGCCGACUACCAACCUACGCUCAGUCCCGCGAAAGUUUUGACAGUGAACAACGAAGGCGAGGAUCCAUACCCGAGCUUGUCGGAUUUCCACGACUACGAGCCAAACUUGGAGUUCGACGAUACGGAAUUGCAAGCCACGUCCACCACAUCUGUCGAGCUGCUGGAGGAGAAGCUAGACUUGACCGUGGGAGUGAUAGGCUCGGGGAUCGACGGUUACCUGGAGAGCCCGGUGAGCGACGGCACCAUAGAGGAGAACUUCGAGGAGGCCCUGGUCGACGCUCCCGUCAUCGAAACCCCCGACGAUCUGGCGGCGUUGGACAAGGAGCCGUUGGCCGACGAGGAGGACUACAACGACAUAGCGCGGCUGGGUAUAGUCGAGGUGGUGGGCGACGACAGUGCCGGCCGGAAGGUGAUAGUCGUGUCGGCGUGCAAGCUGCCCCCGGUGGGCAAGGAGGCCUUCAAUCACGCCAAGCUCCUGCGCUACCUCACCCACACCCUCGACACCUUCGUCGAGCAGGACUACAGUCUCGUUUACUUCCACCACGGGCUCACCUCGAAGAACAAGCCCCCCCUGUCUUGGCUGUGGCAGGCCUACAAGGCCUUUGACCGCAAGUACAAGAAGAACCUCAAGGCCCUCUACCUCGUGCACCCGACCAACUUCAUCAGGAUAGUCUGGCAGUUGUUCAAGCCGGCCAUAAGCGUUAAAUUCGGUCGGAAAAUGAUGUACGUCAAUUACCUGGACGAGUUGGCGCACUACAUCAAUCUCGAUCAGCUCAUCAUUCCACCGCCAGUCUUGGAACAUGACGAGCACCUGAUGUUGAAGAAUAAGAAAAACCUGCCCACGAGUCCGCCGUCGAGUGCAGUCGCGACUCCAGUUAGCACGACGCAGUUUGGCGCGAGCCUUCAAUUCAUCAAGGAAAAUAACAGAGGAGAUCCCAUACCGCCCAUAGUGCGGCAGUGCGUCGAGUUUCUCGAUACUCCUGACGCACUCGAGACCGAAGGCAUAUUUAGAAGAUCGGCCAACGUUGCUGUUAUUAAAGAGCUACAGAGCAGGUGUAAUCAAGGAUUGCCUGUCAACUUUCAAGGCGACGCGCACAUAGCUGCCGUUCUCUUAAAGACGUUUCUUCGGGAACUAGAGGAGCCGCUAAUGACUUACGACUUGUAUGACGAAAUCACACAAUUUCAAACUUUGUCGAAAGAUGAACGUCCAAGACGGGUCAAAAUUCUGAUUCUUGAAAAAUUACCGGAGGACAAUUAUCACCUCUUGAAAUACAUCGUCCAUUUCUUAUCCAGGGUCAUGGACAGAUGUGAUUUAAACAAAAUGACGUCCAGCAAUCUCGCAGUGGUCUUUGGUCCAAAUCUCGUGAGAGCGCCGCCUUCACGGGGCUUGUCCUUGUCGGCGAUCGGACCGAUCAACCAAUUCGUCGACUACGUGUUCACCGACCAAGAUAAAAUAUUUAUAAUUUAAGGAUUUCUCGUUGAAUUGCCUACAAGAAAGGGCCUAAGCGCGCUCUUACACGAGCCUUCUGUACAGAGUUUCUGGUCUCUGAUGACUUUUCUUGAUACCUCGUACUCUUGGAAUUUUAACAACUUAUACCAAUUUGAUCUACUUAACAGUAGAUUUUUCAAUUAUGUUAUUAAGAUGAAAAAAAAAAAAAAAAAUUCAAUCGUUACAGUAUACUAAAUUCAAUUGCCUAGCAAAGUACGAUUGGGUCAGAAAAAUUAAAUGUUACCACGGAUCAAGAAAAGACUAUCGUGAUCUUAUGAAAAUAAACCCUUCAUUAUACUACGCAACAAUGAUGACGCCUCAAUGAAAGGGUGGUGUAUUGUUGGUACUGUUAUAUUUAUAAAUGUCUUACACCCGUGAUUACUAAUGAUGAAAAAAAAAAAGAUGUAUUAGAUGUUUAUAUUUUGUAAUAACGUUUGUUAAUUUUUAAACUGUUUCCGUUUAACAGAUCUAAUGCUUGCUUUAACACGAUAUUUUUAUCUACUUGCCGUAAAGAGUGAAACGUUUACGAGCAAAUAAAAGUGAAAUAACUUUUGUAAACAAACUAAUUGUGCACAAUGUAGGAUGCCACGAUCGUCGUUUAAUAUAAUGAAAUCAUCUAGUUCACAAUAUAAAUUGAGGCUUAAUACAUCAUGGAGUCUUGGAGGUUUGUAUAUUUACAUGGAAUGAAAUUUACGACCACAUACCAAAGAUAUAAUGAAACGUCACGCGAUUGUAUGUAAAAAGUAGUAUUAUUCAAACUGUGUAAUUAAUUCUUCAUAGGUAUUAUAAGUAUAAUGGAUGAUUCCUCCAGGAUUUUACUAUCGCAAUAGUAAAAUAUAACUGAUCUAUUUUGGAAUUUUUUAUCAAGAAUUUUUUUUUUUUUUUUUUUUCUGCUGCAGUUACAAACACAACAUUCCGUUCUUGUAUUAAAGUUAUACUAUUGCCUUAAUUAAUUUUAUCAAGUCCAGACCCGGAUUGAAACUGUAAAACUACAGUUUAAUCAAUAAUUCGAUUAAUUAACAUUCUGUAAUAUAAAUAAUAAUUUGUAUAUAUAAUUCAACGAUGUAAAAAAAAAAAUUAUAGAUGGUAAGACGUUAAAACUGAUUAAUUAAUUAACAAAGAAAGUACAUGUAUGAAUCACGUCAAGAAAUGUACGAGCACAAGUCACGAGUAACAGACUUCUACAAACAUGAAUUUUAAUAAAUCGUAGACAUCCUAUGAUGAUACUUGAUCGCCAGCAGCAUUUGUCAGUUUCUUAAAAAUACUACAUUCGCAAUAUGAAACACAACAAAAAUCGACACCUAAAUACAAAUUUUUUUUGUAUGCACUCGCUAACGGAGGUGAAUCGAUUCAAUCUGCGAGUUACAUUUCCAGAUUCACUAUAGCCAUUCCUCAUUUUAAAUACAUAAUUGUGUGUGAGCAUAAUAUAUAGAAUUUUUAUUAAAUCUACUGUUUCUUACUUUUACUGCCUGUACGAAAAAAUUUACCACUAGCAUGAUUUAUCAACAUAACUACCGGAAAACCAAAUUA
This is a messenger RNA of Copidosoma floridanum, 3715 nucleotides long. RefSeq names its product Rho GTPase activating protein at 68F (gene RhoGAP68F). Gene Ontology annotation, cellular component: cytoplasm. The record is from RefSeq and is a predicted model, not a curated record. Gene Ontology annotation, molecular function: GTPase activator activity. NCBI's taxonomy places the organism in Eukaryota, Metazoa, Arthropoda, Insecta, Hymenoptera, Encyrtidae. Gene Ontology annotation, biological process: small GTPase-mediated signal transduction; negative regulation of endocytic recycling.